Messenger RNA from Limulus polyphemus (Atlantic horseshoe crab), 2581 nucleotides. RefSeq lists its product as uncharacterized. Lineage: Eukaryota; Metazoa; Arthropoda; Merostomata; Xiphosura; Limulidae. The transcript has 2 exons. The record is from RefSeq and is a predicted model, not a curated record. The coding region runs from base 1 to 801 and encodes 266 amino acids.
AUGAACUCUGAUAAACUGGACAAAAUAACAUUUAUCCAUGUAGGAAAACCAAGAUUUCAUCCCGAUGAGGUUAGAGCAACAGGUAAUCAAAUAAUUCAAGACCAAAGAUCCUCAUCAUUCAAAUCAUCCAGACAAAAAGCACAAGGAUCAGAAAAAAGGGAUACUUCAAAAGCUUUACAAAAAGCCUUUCAGAAUAAUCCAUAUUAUAAGUAUCACCAAAAAUAUAACCCUGACCUAGUAGGAGACGACCAGCAAGAACUGGCCUCUCAUCUUCGUGCAAGAAGAAACCGAACCAGACGUCUAACUCUAUCUGCUUUAAGCAGAGGACUGAAGAGUAAUGCUUCAUCUGUUAAUGAUAUUGAUUAUCGUAGUAGCAGUGAGCCAGGUAGUAUAUCCCAAGUGAUUGAACCUCAACAUCAACCACUUAAUACCUCAUUGUUUUAUCAAUCACUUACAGAUGACCCUUUAUUUGAUAGUGCAACAAAUAUAUUUUUAGAAAGGGCGCAAAGACGAAGAUCAAUCAUGAGUGGAAAAUCAACAUAUGGACUUGAACAUUCUGCAUCCACUGAUGUUUCAUCACCUACCACAGCAAACCACAGUGCACGCUUAGAACGACAGCAAGCUCUCUCAGGUAGCAGAGAAAGCAUUAGUGAAGACCAUCUUGCAGCAAUUUUUGAAAUCAUUAAAGAAGAAUUAGAACCUACUGAUGGAAGUAUUAAUGAUUCUGAAAACCAUAAGGGACGAACAGUUCGAAUAGUAACUCCAGUUACUCCUGAUAAAACAGAUGACACACUUUUUUGAGUUAAUAACCUAUCAUUAAUAUUAUUUAGAUAAUUAUGUGUGAUAUCUCUUUUUAUGGUAACAAUAUUGAAGACUUUUUUUUUCACUUCCACUCAGCAUACUUCAUUGGAAAAUCUUAUAUUAUCAACAUAGAAAAAAUUCUAAAUUAAUAUUUUCCAUAUGUGACAUUAUCAUACAUUAAUCAAAAUUAAAGAUUGAAUAAUCAGUGUAAUAAUGAAGUAAAAUUUAAAUAUUCCAUGUCAUUAUGACCUAAUGGUAUAAACACGGAGGAUUUCUUUGCCUAGGUAGUCUUUGCAAUCAUGACCUAAUAAUAAGAACAUUGAGGAUAUUAUUUUUUAGAUAUUCUGUGACAUCUUCAUAUCAGUAAGGACACUGAAGAUGUCCUUUAUUAUCGUGACCUAAUAAUGAAAACAUUAAGGGUUCAUUUACCCAAAAAUUUCUGUCUUUAUGGUUUCACUAAAAAAACAUUUAGGAUCUAUUUAUUUACAUAUUAUAUGUCACCAGGACACAUAAGCAGUGGCAUUUCCAGGAUUUUUCAUGGGGGUGAAAGAAGCAGCAAAAACUUAGUUACAGAAUGGAGUUCAAAUGUUAUUAAAACAAAUUAAGCAGGCUUUUUUGCCUUUAAGAAGUAUCUAUUUAUUCUGUUUAAUUAUCAAAAAAUCCAAAAUUACAUCAAGCUCUCUUUGCACUGUUUCAAGGCAUUCUGAUUCUGUUUCAAACUACCAUUAACUCUUCCCCACCCCAAGAUCUCAUCUGAUUGGAGAUACUUCAUAUGGGCAAAGAAAUUAACACUUUCAUGUCAGUUGGAGUUACAAUGUAGAGAGAAUAUAAAAACCCUACAAGACUAUAUUAUGAUAUCACAGAUGGGGGGGGGGGGGGCUCCUCAAUGGGAGACCUACUUUCCCUCUCCAUUCUGGUAAACAUGCCACUGACAAUAAAAACAUUGUGAAUUUAUUGUUGGUUUACAAAUUCUGUUGUCAUAACCUAAUAAUAAGAAUAUUGAGGAUUUUGUUUUUACUUAGGUUUGUUAUUUAAUCAUAACUUACCAAUAAUUGCAUAUAGGACUUUUCUGGCUGAAUAGGCCAUGAUUACAACAGGGAUUUAAAUCAUUUUCUGUUUACAUAUUUUAUAUGAUCAUAAUUUUAGAAUACAAAUGAAUUAUGUGAUAUAAAAAAUAAAGAAGAUUUCUUCGUCUACUUAGUGUGUACAGCAUGGCCUCUUAAAAAGAAUAUUGAGGCUUUUUGUUUGAAAACUCUUAAGACAAUUUUGAAAAUUUAAUCUACCAUUUUUUUUAUGAAUUUCUUCAGUUAUUUUCUGAUCAGCUGAACUCCUAAUUAUGAAAUUCAUAACCAUGAACACUUAUCAGUUGUGUUAGCAUUUAACUAGUAUUUUUGCUGUGUACAGAGAUUCAGAUCUUCCACUGAUGUGCAAAAACAGCAUCCUUGUCUAUCUCAUUAUUAAUGUUAUUCUAGAACAUGCAUUCAUGGGUAAUUUUACAGAGAUCAUUGAAAUGAAUAUCUUACGAUUUAUUUUUAUUCCGUUGGGUCAGUGAAUACAAUUAACAUCUAGUACUAAACUGCUAAGUUUAUUUUAAUCAUACCAGCUGCAACUGGAGUGUUUCUAUCAAAAUAGAUUCCCUUCAUUGAUAGCAAGAUAACGCCAGUGAUUCACUUUCCCCUGGUCUCUCCUACUGUCUUUGUGCAACAUAAAAUAUCCAAUUUCAGUAUGAGGCCUGUGAGAAAAGUAUCCGACCUUUGGCCAGGGAAUAAAAACUGGCAUA